AUUAAUCCAAUCCCACCACCACCACUUCAAAUCCAAUCCAAAUCCAGAUCAAAUCUCCACCGCAGCCACAAUCGCAAUGGCCUCCGCCUUGUUCUCCGCCCCAACCUUCCAAGGCCUCCGCCCACUGAACAAGGCCACCGACUCCUCCUCCUCCCUCCUCCUCUCCAAGCCCGCCUCCGCCGCCUUCCGCCGCAGCACCAUCGGCAAGCGCAGUGGCGCCGUGAAGGCGGAGCUGAAUCCGUCGCUGGUGAUAAGCCUGAGCACGGGGCUGUCGCUGUUCCUAGGCAGGUUCGUGUUCUUCAACUUCCAGAGGGAGAACGUGGCGAAGCAGGUGCCGGAGCAGAACGGGAUCUCGCACUUCGAGGCCGGCGACGUCCGCGCCAAGGAGUACGUCAGCCUCCUCAAAUCCAACGAUCCUGUCGGAUUCAACAUCGUCGACGUGCUCGCCUGGGGAUCCAUCGGCCACAUCGUCGCCUACUACGUUCUCGCCACCUCUAGCAAUGGCUACGACCCCAGCUUCUUCGGUUGAAAUUUCAAUUUGAAUUUCAAUUUCAAACCCUAGCUAUGUCUUCUGUAUUCUAGCACCUGUUGUUGUGUAUACAUUCUCAUUUACUUUUGCUCAA
Molecule: messenger RNA, 623 nt
Organism: Salvia hispanica
Lineage: Eukaryota; Viridiplantae; Streptophyta; Magnoliopsida; Lamiales; Lamiaceae
Gene: PSAG
Product: photosystem I subunit G
Biological process (GO): photosynthesis
Cellular component (GO): photosystem I; chloroplast thylakoid membrane
Source: RefSeq, a predicted model, not a curated record